Postia placenta MAD-698-R-SB12 is the source of this 648-nucleotide messenger RNA. RefSeq lists its product as hypothetical. The annotation marks the transcript as partial. The record is from RefSeq and is a predicted model, not a curated record. Lineage: Eukaryota; Fungi; Basidiomycota; Agaricomycetes; Polyporales; Adustoporiaceae. The transcript has 4 exons.
AUGGGGAGAUUAGGGCAGGCUGUGCACGUUGGUCCGUGCGCAGCUGGUCUGUGCGCAGCAUGCCGACGCGGCCACGGGGGCCGCAGAUAUGUGGAUUGCGCAGGUGGCGAAGGCGGCGCGGGCAAUGCUGCUGGUAUCGUUGGAGGCGGAGCCGUGCUUGUCGAAGUGCUCGAGGGUGCCACCACUCCUUUCGAUGUACCAGAGCCAGAGGCUUCCGCGCUUCUCAUGAUGACUGGCGUCAAUCUCGACGCCGUCGAAGACCUCCCUGCGCUUCCGAAGCUGAAGGAGUUCUCGCUCAAGCGCCUCGAUCCUGCUGCUGGUGUUGAGUGUGAAGGUUUGCAUAGUCGAGCGAUCGUCGAUCUCGAAGAGCAUCGUCGGAGCGGCGGGUGCUGCGGGAUUUCUUCUAUGCCACUCGUAGAUUCGAUCCCGUAUCAUGAGACCAGGGAUAGUGCGGGGGCAGAAGCUUCUGUUUGGAAGGACGAUCUUGCCUUCGGUGUUACGCUUGCACUUGCCGUCCCGGAUGUCGAUCUCCGCAAACUCGCAGGUGCCUACCCUGCAGCCACGAUUGCUGCAGUAGUGGCACGUCUGUUCAACUCCGCUGUUCUCGUGGAUGUGGACGGCAGCUUGUUGUCUCGGUGCAGGGGCGUG